AUGGAGGAGGGCGAACUGAUCAAUUUCAAGACUCUGCACUGGCUGCAAGGGGGGAUCUUGCUGGUUGCAGAGACUGUGUCCCUAGGAAUUCUUUCCCUUCCGUCUGUUCUUGCUACGGUUGGCCUCGUCCCCGGUGUCAUCCUCAUAUGUGUGAUCAGCGCCCUAGCCACCUACUCUGGCCUUCUCCUCGCCGAAUUUCGGAAACAGUACCCCUUCGUCCAAAAUUUUGGCGAUGCGGUCGAGCUUCUUGGACGACCGAUCGGCAUGGGAGUUGUCUUUAAAGAGGUUUUUGGCUGGGCCCAAACUAUUCUUCAAGUCUUUUUGAUGGGUGGCCACAUUCUCUUGUGGACGAUUUGCAUGAACACCCUUACGAACAGCACAACCUGCACGGUCGUCUGGGCGGCUGUGGGCAUGUUGGUUUUCUGGGUGUUCAAUAUCCCGAGAACUUUGAAGUGGACAAGUUGGAUGUCGGCGACAUCUUGCGUCUCCAUCGUGGUGGCUGUUUUCAUUACAGUCGUUGACGUAGCGAUUGAAAAGCCUAUCGGAAGUGGAUCGAUCGACGUCUUCAAAUCCCUCGGCUUUUCUCCUGCUUUCCUUGCGGUCACCAAUAUUGCCGGUGCUUUUUCGAGCCAUGCCAUCUUUUUCAGCGUCAUUGCCGAGUUCAAGAACCCAGAUGACUGGCCUAAGGCACUUGCAUUUCUGCAGAUCACGGAUACGACGCUUUACAUCAUUGCCGCAGUCAGCAUUUACGUUUAUGUUGGGCCUGACGUGCCAUCUCCCGCACUUUCGGCAGCAGGCAGUGCCACCAUUCGCAAAGCCAUUUGGGGAGUUGCGAUUCCCACGAUUGCGAUCGCUGCGGUGAUAUACGCGCAUGUUGCGUCGCAGUACGUCUUCACGCGCAUCUUUGGCAACACCAAGCACGUCGUGAGAAGAACAAGAACAUCGACUAUCGCCUGGCUGCUGAUCACACUGGGCAUAUGGGGCAUUGGCAUGGUUAUAUCUGAAUCCAUUCCCGUCUUCAACAACCUGCUCGGUCUUGUCUCCGCCGCGUUUGCCAGUUGGUUUUCGUUUGGGUUACCGGGAAUCUUCUGGCUCUGGAUGCAUAAAGGCAACUGGUUUAGCAGCUGGAAGCAGAGAUGCCGGUUUGUGGCCACAUCGCUGCUUUUGCUUGUGGGAAUUCUGAUUUGCGUUCUUGGACUCUGGGUUUCAAUCGAAUCCAUUGCCAAGGGGGGUUCGGGUUCAAAGCCUUGGACCUGCGCCAGCAAUGCUGCAGAGUGA
Messenger RNA from Colletotrichum spaethianum, 1278 nucleotides. RefSeq names its product N amino acid transport system protein. The transcript is spliced from 4 exons. The record is from RefSeq and is a predicted model, not a curated record. Gene Ontology annotation, cellular component: vacuolar membrane. Gene Ontology annotation, biological process: amino acid transmembrane transport. The coding region runs from base 1 to 1278 and encodes 425 amino acids. NCBI's taxonomy places the organism in Eukaryota, Fungi, Ascomycota, Sordariomycetes, Glomerellales, Glomerellaceae. Gene Ontology annotation, molecular function: amino acid transmembrane transporter activity.